Molecule: messenger RNA, 393 nt
Organism: Acanthamoeba castellanii str. Neff
Lineage: Eukaryota; Discosea; Longamoebia; Acanthamoebidae
Product: enhancer of rudimentary family protein
Exons: 4
Coding region: 1-393 (130 amino acids)
Source: RefSeq, a predicted model, not a curated record
AUGUCGCACCCCCGAGACAAUCGAUCCUCUUACCAGACGCAGCAGGCAGGGCACCGAUCCGGGCCGAGGAAGGAAAAGGUGCAAAAGCACACCAUCGUGCUUGUCCAGUUCACUGCCGACAGAAAGACCAGAACGUACAGCGAUUUUGAAUCUGUUGGCGCUGCCAUGGAAGGCAUCCUGAAACUUUACGAGCAAAAGCUGAAAACGAUGAAUCCGUCUGCUGCGCGCAUCACGUACGACAUCAAGGAUCUCUACGACUACAUAGACUCGCUCGUGGACAUGAGCUGCAUGGUUUACAACCCGGAGCUGCAGGCGUACAACCCGUUCAACAAGGACUGGAUCAAGCAGCGGCUGCUCGUGCAGCUCAAGAAGAUGGCCGGCCAGAGGGCGUGA